Aedes albopictus (Asian tiger mosquito) is the source of this 5637-nucleotide messenger RNA. RefSeq lists its product as uncharacterized. Bases 3275 to 4906 code for a protein of 543 amino acids. The record is from RefSeq and is a predicted model, not a curated record. NCBI's taxonomy places the organism in Eukaryota, Metazoa, Arthropoda, Insecta, Diptera, Culicidae. The transcript is spliced from 2 exons.
AUCAUUGAAAAAUAAAAUUGAAAGAUUAAAAUUAAAAAAAAAAGAGAAACCCGAGUGGAUUCGGUAGAAACUGCAACAAAAUUUAUUUCAGUGUUUGAACGUGUUUGCCCCUUAAGGGAAUUCCAUUUCCUCGCCGUCCAUGAUGAGUCGACAUUCGGCAUCGGCGGCCGACAUUCGCGUGUAACGGCUGUCAAACUUUCUUUUUUUUUUAACUUUUUUUUACCGAACCGCAAACGUCAAAACAAAGUGGUUUUUAACCAAGAUGUCGGAUUUGAAUGACGAUUUGCUCAGCUAUGAGCUGGCGGAAGGUGAAGAUCCGGCCCUUCUGAAUGAGGACGACCUGCUGCUGUCCGACGAUGGUAAGCUGGGGGAUUUUAGGGGGUUUCUUUACUCUCUGUGUGGGAGGCAAUAAUUCGGUAAGGGAAAAUCGAUUUUCGGUGCAAUCGGCGACGGAUGGUUGCAUCAACAAUCGAGUUAAAUUUCAUGCGGAGUGAUGACGUCUUGGCCUAAAUUGAACGUUCCUUGAAUUAGACGGUUGACCUAUAGGUAAUAAUUUAGGUGGACGCAUUAUGGGAACGUAACAGAAUGGUGGAAGACAAUAAAUCGUUUUUAUAUAAAUUUGACAAUUUUUUAAUCAUGAAUUUCAUGAGAAGUAAAUUAUAUAUUGGAAUAUUCGCGGAACACAGGCUAUUUUUGGGGCUCUAAAAAAACAAUGAAGUUAUAGAUUCUUCAUGGAACUGCAAAAACUGUUUUUUGUAUGAGUGUAUAAUCAGUUUAGUACUUUUAACUCGGCACCGUUAUGCUUAUUCUUUGACAGAUACGCGUAUUUCGAUUACCACUUGCAAUCUUCCUCAGUGUCAGUUAUCCACUACUGAUACUGAUGGACUACUGCAGGUUGUCUACUACCUGGAAAACCGGGAAUCCUCAAGGAAUUACAUUUCACAGGGAAAAACCUGGAAUAUUCAGGGUAUAUCUUGAUUACGCAAGGAAAUUUUACACCGAUGAAAAAAAACAAUAAAACAUUGGGUGGUACGAAUAAAAAGUAGUCAAUUUUAUUACUUGUAGUGUAGGUCUACUCAGAAAUCCACUACAUCAUGGGUCUGAAUAAAAAAGUUUUCGUUCAAGUUUGCGUUCAUUUAAUGUAUCCAUCUAGAAAAUCGGCUACAACGACUUCUACAGAAAUUCUCUAGAGAUUUACUCAUACCGUUUUUCUUUUUUAACCUGGGUUGGAACUGGAUUGGCGGAAAAUGUGUAAAUAAACAAAUGUCAAACAAACUAUAGUACAAGUGAAACCCAAGUCGGGUUGGGAUUGAAACUGUGAUCUCAUCCAGUUCUAACCCAGGUUGGAACCGGAUCAAAAAGAAAAACGGUAUCAGUUUUGCUCCCAGAGUUCCUGUGGGUUUCUACCAGGAUUAUCCCGGAUAUCAAGAUAUACCGCAGAUGUUGUCGCAGAAUUUUUGUUACGAGUUUCUCUCUGGAUUCCUCUUGAAAGAUUUAUUCCUGGGAUACCUACUGAAGCUCCUUCAACGGUUUUAAGGAGUGUUUCACAAAUUUUCUGCAUGAAUUCCUUCCCGGAUUUCUCCCGAAAUCCCUGUGUCUCCCUGUAUCUCUACUGUAAUUUCUGCAAGAAAUUUCCGAUAGCAUUCUUCUAGAGUUUCUUCUUGGAUUUCUACAAAAGUUUCAGCUGGUAUAUUUCUCAUAUUUCUUCUGAGAGAAAGAUUGCUUCCAGUGUUGAUCCUGGGAUGGCUCUCAGAGUUUUUCAGAACUUAUCCUGCACUUUCUUCUAAGAUGUUUUAGAGAGUCUUCUGUUUGGUUUGUCUUGUUUUUGUUCUGGAGUUUGUGCCGUAUUUUUUUUCGGAUAUUUACCAAGCCUUUUUCCUGUAGUUGAUCUCUGGAAGAAAUCCCUGGAAGAACUUCUGCAUAAAUCCCUAGAGAAACUCCAAGUUGGAAAACUAUCCCAAAACCACUAAGAGAAGUUCCUGGAAGAACUCUGGAAAAAAAAAUUAGGAAGCUCUGCGAGAGGAAUCCAGCGAGAAACUCUGGAGGAAAGUCUGGGGGUACAUACUCUAAAAACCUCGAAAAAUCUGAAAUUGUGAAAAGUCUCGGAAGAAGCUAUUUAUGGAAGCGAAUACGAAAAACCUCUGGAUAUACUUGGGAAAAUUGGAGAAAGCUAGAGAAGAAAAAUCUUUGAUAAUUUUAAGGAAAAACUGUGAGCUGAGGAAAUGAUUUUUACUGAUUGAACUCCUGAAUGUUUUUUUCCUGAUCUUUAGAGCAUUUGGGUAUCAUUGUAGGUGGAAAUUUCAAAGCAUUUUUUUGCAAUUUACCCAAAAGAACUAUGGGAAAAGUUAAAAAAUAUGCCUCAAACGAUUUUUGCAUUAUAUUUGAAAGAGUUUUAUUCACUCCUAGUCGUGCACUCGCAGGGUGAAGUCGAUCAUCGCUCUUGCUCCGGUUCGCGUUAAUAUUUAGCUUUUUUCCCCACAUUAUCGUUGUGGUUUUUUGCUACCGUAUCGCGAAUUACAACGUGCAUUGCGAGAAGAAGCUAGAAUAUCUAGCAGUUUGUUUCCCCGGUUCCAAUUAAUUGACCCGGCCCGAAAUUAGUUGGGAUAUCAGCAGCGUCACCAACAAUCGCCGCAGCUGAGUACGACGACGUCGACAAGCAACCCAACGAAGCCCAUCAUCAUCUCCAUUGUGGCUGGCGGCUUUGUUUGCUGUUUUGCCGUGCCACAGCUACCUAUGCAGCGCAGCAGCAGUGAGGGUACCACAAAGCAAUAGCUCCCGCAGAAUAAUUUCACAUUGGAUGCUGUAGGUAUUACAUUCGUUUGCUAUCUUUUCGCCCGCACUGCCCCCCUCUACCCUCUUGUCAGAAGGCUAUCGUGCACAGUGGUGCACUUACGGUUUUUUUCUAGUUAUAAUUUUUUUUUUUUCUCUUCAAUUUUUUUUUAUUAUUCAGGUUUUUUUUUCGCUGAUUUUGAUAAACAGUAAAUAACAGAAUAUUUAGUGUGGCAUAGAAAUACGGCCAACUUUUUUUUUUCUUUUUUUUUCGUUAUAUAUUUUUUUUCGUUACAUUUUUUUUCUUGUUAUUACUUUAUUAUUAUCAUUAUUAUUAUUAUUACCAUUUUUUUUUUAUUUUUUUUUUUUUUUUAUUCAAAUCUUGUAUAACUACCUAGUUUUAGUUAUUUUCCUCUGGAUAUUGGUAUCAUGUAUUAAUUAUUGUUAGGUUGUGUGAGUAGUCCAACUAGUGCCUUGUUUCCUUGUGGUAGAAAAAUAGGACCGCAUGGAAACAAAUGAUACUGGCGGGGAUUCGCCCGAAUUCGUUUUUUCAUCUGAUGACGAGCCAGCUUCAUGCCAGUCCACGGACUCAAUAGUCCAAACCCAGAACCCAGAGACCAUGGAUACUGAAGUAAAUGGAAAAGCUACUUCUUCCCUGGUAUCUCAAGCAGCUUCUGCUCAUCCUGGGAAUAUUCCAAUGGUUACGCUGGUGAACGAAACACGGCCAAUAGAGCAAAAUCUGCUGAAUAGUCUGCCAUCUCAUUUAAACCAAUCCCCAGUAUACCCCUCUACUUCUGAUUCUUCUUCUAAUCCGGCGAAUCCCCGUCCAAAAGUUUACCCACCCGGAUCUAAGGGUCCCUUUCUGGUUUUCUUUCGGCCCAAGCCGAACGGAAAAAAACUUAACAAAUUACAAAUCGCAAAAGAUCUGGAGAAAUCGUUUCGAGGCAUCCUUGAGGUUGACUCACCAAGUCGCGAUAAAUUGCGCGUUACUGUAAGCGACCGCGACCAGGCGAACAGGAUUGCUAACUAUGAGCUGUUUUCGAGGGAGUACAGAACUUACCUGCCUAGCCUCGAGAUAGAGUGCCAUGGAGUGGUCACUGAAGAUAGUUUGACUCGUGCCUCCAUCUUGGCUGGAGCUGGUGGGUUUAAAAAUCGUGCCGUCCCACUGGUUCCAGUACUUGAUGCAGUUCAAAUGAAUAAGGCACAACCCGACGGCUCAAAAAAACCGUCACAAUCUUUUAGGGUGACCUUUUCCGGCUCGGCUCUACCAAGCGUUCUCGUGGUUGGGCUCCUUCGUUUACCUGUUCGUCUCUACGAACCGAAGGUCAUGCACUGUGAAAAGUGCCGGCAGUUGGGCCACACCGCACUCUAUUGCAGCAAUAAACCACGUUGUGGUUUGUGUGGAGAACAACACGCUGAGGGCCCCUGCAAUAUGGGGCCAAAAUGUGCUACAUGUGGCCAAACGCCACCUCAUGAUAUAAGUGCAUGUCCAAAGUACGUAGAGCGGGAGAAACGUUCUAUAAACUCUUUGAAGCAGCGGUCGAGGAGAUCAUAUGCAGAAAUGCUUAAAAAUAUCACCUCGGCUGCUGUACCACCUACCCAACCUCCAACUAACAAUAACAUAUUCGCAUCUCUGCCAGAUGACGAUCAAGGUUCUGACUCUGAGGGAGGUGGAGAGUACACUAUAAUUGAGACAGGAACGAAAAGGAAGCGUGCUGUUGCAAAACGGCACAUGCAACAGCGAGCUUCUCAAAACGUUCCUGUUGCUCAACCAACUCUUCAAACCCCUCUGGUAAAAUCAAGAAGUGGCGGAAAUACCAAAAAGGUAACGCCUCCAGGUUUUAAAUUUUCGGCUGGAGAUUUUCCGUCACUUCCGGGUGCAUCUAAAACCCCAGUUGCUCCAGUUUUUCGCCCAGAAAGCCAACAAACAAGUCAUCAGGAACGCCGACCGAAUCCAGUCGACCUAUCCGGGAAAUUGACUCUUUCUGGGAUAGUGGAUAUCAUCUUCGAAACGUUGAAUGUCUCACCCACUAUUAGAAGUUUGAUAAAUAUGGCACUUCCUUUCGUGAAAACUCUUCUGAAGCAUUUAGCUUCAAGAUGGCCGAUUCUUGAAUCUUUCAUAUCUUUCGAUGGCUAAUUUGUCCAGUGAGGUCGGAGAUAUGAUCGAAGUACUACAGUGGAAUUGUAGAAGCCUAAUAAAAAAUAUGGAUGCGUUUAAAUUUUUAGUUCACAGAACACGUUGUGAUAUAUUUGCUCUAAGUGAAACAUGGCUAACUUCCGAUAAAGAUGUCUCUUUCCACGAUUUUAACAUUGUCCGUCGUGAUCGAGGGGAUGGAUAUGGAGGGGUGAUCUUGGGGAUCAAAAAGCUCCAUUCCUUUUAUAGAAUUGAUUUCCCCCCGAUGAACGGCACUGAAAUAGUUGCAUGUCAUGUUACUAUACAAGGGAAAAGUUUUAGCAUAGCCAGUGUAUAUGUACCGCCCAGCACAAAAGUAUCUCGAAGAGAUCUUGCGGCUAUAUGCUGUGCUAUGCCGGCGCCAUGGUUGAUCCUGGGAGAUUUUAACGCACACGGAACAGCCUGGGGGUCUUCCAAGGACGACAAUCGUGCCACCUUGAUAUACGACCUCUGUGACUAUUUCAACUUGACAAUUUUGAACUCCGGGGAAGCAACGCGAAUUAAACCUCCAGAUCCUCCAAGUAUGUUAGACCUCGCAAUAUGUUCGAAUUCACUAUCAUUGGAUUGCACGUGGAAUGUAAUUCAGGAUCCCCAUGGUAGUGAUCAUCUGCCUAUCAAAAUUUCGGUUACCAAUGAUGCGUGUCAGGCUCGCCAGAUCGACAUCGCGUAUGACCUCACGAAGCAUAUUGACUGGG